Neoarius graeffei (lesser salmon catfish) is the source of this 2605-nucleotide messenger RNA. RefSeq lists its product as uncharacterized. NCBI's taxonomy places the organism in Eukaryota, Metazoa, Chordata, Actinopteri, Siluriformes, Ariidae. The transcript is spliced from 3 exons. The record is from RefSeq and is a predicted model, not a curated record. The coding region runs from base 414 to 2510 and encodes 698 amino acids.
GAAUUCCAGCCAGUAGAGGGCAUCAUCAUGGGGUUGAGGCUCAGAGGUCCUGUUCAACUCGCACUUGAUGGUAAAGAGAGACGAUCCAGGUCAACGUGACGUGCCAUUGCUUCGCAGCAAACAGAACAGGAGGGUUAAACAGCAGAAAUAUGAGUACCAUGGAUCACAGUCUGACACAUCAGACGUCCCCACAGAAACCACAACCACAACUUUUGUCACAACACAACUUCAGAACCUUUGACACAGAUGUAUAUAUGCACAGAGACAAUUAACAAAUGGCAAGAUACAACCUCUAGAACAGCUGCGUUCUUUCUGACCGAAGAAUUAGGCCAGCGGGUGUACGACCAGUACUUUCCUCAUCAUUAUAUCCUAUAAAGUUGGUCCUUCGAGCCGGAUUGUACACCAGCUGCGUCAUGGCUGCUUCUCGAGAUGUCCAGGGUGAAGCACAUCAGCCUGAUCCUCGCCCCAGUCGGAGAAGACAACCUCCAGCUUAUCUAGAGGACUAUGUGCUCUACCACCCUCGCCAGUCAUCCCCCUUCAGACCACACAUGCGAUCAACAGGGCAUGCAACACAUGCAAGUCAGAGCAACAUUUCUUUCCCAUCUGAGGGAGCUACCGCUGCUAGAGCCUCUGUAUUAGAUCGACUAGAGGAGAGAUGGAGAAGUUUAAGCACUGAAAUGGAACAGCUUACUGUGGAAAUGGAGAAUGCAAAGCGUGCCUCUUAUCCAUUAAGUACAAUGGGCUUUUCUCAUGAGCAUCCAAGAUUAACCUCUCCUUAUCACCAGUAUAGUAGCAGUUUGCCACAUUCAUUUGGCCAUGCACCUGUCACUACUACCCACACUGGAGACAGGCCUCCCUCAGAUUACAUGUUAGCUCCCCAAACAUUAUGGACCAAAUCCCCUAGUCACACUUAUGUGCAAGAGUUGAAUCCAUUCUUGUCUCAGCCACUCAUUCAAUCCACUUCAUCAAUGCUUCAAGGAGCAGCUUCCAGAGUAGGAUCCUGGUUAGAUAUGACAGACCAUCAUAGGCCUCUGGCGACAAUGGUAGGCCUGACCAAGCAUGCAGCGAGUGUUCCAUCAGAUGGCACUUCUACACCAGCAUCUUAUGGUUCACCAGAGAGGGCAUCCAUAGAGCACUACCCCGUGGCAUCUCUGGCGCCCCAGCCAGCGCCUGCACCCGCACUACCUCUGCUAGGCCAGCCAGCGCCCAUACCUGCACAGCCUCCUCCAGGCCAGCCAGCGCCCGCGUCACCUCUGCCAGGCCAGCCAGCGCCCGCGUCACCUCUGCCAGGCCAGCCAGCACCCGCGUCACCUCUGCCAGGCCAGCCAGCGCCCGCGCUACCUCUGCUAGGCCAGCCAGCACCCGCACAGCCUCUUCCAGGGCAGCCAGUGCCAAUGCAGCCUCCGCCCAUUCAACUUUAUCCGCCAGUGCAGCUACCUGCUGGGCCUUGGUAUCCACCUUAUGGGAUACCACAACCUGGGCAUUAUCCUUGGUACCCAUACCUGUACCAUGUGCCUCAACCUGCGGCCUACCCUGCAGCUGAUACAGGAGCACCUAACUUGAUGGAGAUGGCCAUCGCUUCAUCCUAUGGGAUACCGAAGCCUAAAUUGGUUGCAUUCUCAUCAGGCAAAGAGAGUGACUUUAUUCUCCUGAAGAAAGGUCUGGACACAGUCUUGGGGCCUCACCGACAUCUGACAGAGGAUUAUAAGUUUCAAGUUCUCCUUGACCUUGUGAAACUUCCUGCAGCUUAUCAGAUAGCUAAGAGGCAUCUUAACAGUCCACAGCCCUACAGCGCUGCGAUGCAGGCUCUGGAGCAACGGUACGGCCAGCCACGAUCCCUCAUACAGAGUGAGCUGAAGGCCCUCCAGCAAGCUCCAGCUGUCCGGAUGGGUGAUGCCCAAGCACUUGAAGAUUUCAGCACAGCAGUUAGCUCACUAGUGGGAAUGCUACAGUCGACAAGUGGGCCAGCCAGGUAUGAGCUGCAGUGUGGUUCGCAUGUUGACAUCCUGCUUAGCAAACUUCCUAUGAGCUACAGAGAUUCCUUUGUAGAACACUGCUUGAAGCGAGGCAUCAUAGCCAGUGGGUCUGCUAUGACUUACACUUUGAUUGACCUGGCGUCCUGGCUGGAAAUUAAGUCUCAAACCCUACAAAUCUCUCGACGAGCCACUGAAGGCAUUCAGGGAGAGCCUGCACGUCGAGAUACCAAGUCCUCCAAACAGACAAAAGUGAAGUCAUCCACUGUGUUGCUAAACACUGCUGCUACACUGAAGGCAACUGCACCUUCCACAUCGCCAAAACACAAGCGUGAGCGAUUCAAGCCCUUUUGCCCAUAUUGCAAGUCCAACGAGCACUACCUGAGUUCAGAAUUCACCAGCAUGAAUACAUCUCAGAAGUCAGAUUGGAUAAAGGAACAGAACCGCUGCUGGAGGUGUGGUAGAGGGCAUAAACCCGACAAGUGCACUCUGAAGAAGCCUUGCGUUUCCUGUGGAGAGCAGCACCUAUUGACAUGAGGUCGCAUCUAUGCAACAGCCCGGUGUCCUUACCGUCAGCACUGUAUCCACAGUUGUCUGUGAAGAUUCUCAAUCAUCCAGGUCAUAGUAAACUG